AUGUCACUCUGGGCACGUGCUCAGCAGCUGCCUACUGAGAGCUUCAACAAGGUUCGUGCUAUUUACGGGGACCAUUUCCCGUUGGAAGUGCGACAUUGCCUUGCACCAUGGAUCGAACAGCGCAUUUGGGCUCCGGAACCAGAGGAGCCGCAAAGGUUCUUCCUCGAAGAGCUUGUCCAGGAGAUCCAGACCAGCGCCGAACUUAUGAUCGCCCCCGACAACUUCUUGACCAAAGUGAAGCUGCUGGAGGCUGCUAACAACUUCCACAGACAUUACAGCCACGCCCCCCAUGAGCUAUACCUGUACAUGCGUCGCUGCCUCGCUAUGGAGAUGGAAGUGAUCCAGGGCACUGGUGCCCAGCUGAUGGCGCAGCCGCAGACAGAAAGAAAAUACAGCGAGCUUCUAACCGGCCUUCAAACAGUGCGGCAAAAAGUGAACGUGGUGUCAGAAGACAUCCGCACCCUCCAGGGCAGCAUUGAGUCCUUCUCACUGCAGUACCACGAGUGUCUCAAAAACAAGGGCCAUAUUAACUAUCUGCAGCAAUCUGGACCUAUGACCAACGAACGACGCGAGCUGGAGGCCUGUCUCAGAGUGCAGAUUGAGGAGAUGGAAAGAAAACUUAAUGUACUGGUGGCCCAGAUCAACCAGUCCCAGAUGACUCUAGUGGACCAUAUGAAGGAGAACAUCGGUAUGCUUGGACAGCUGCAGGCGCAAGUGCUGGACGAGGAACUUAUUAAAUGGAAGCGCGAGCAGCAAUUAAGCGGCAAUGGCGUGCCGAUGCAGUCGAACCUGAACAACAUUCAGGAGUGGUGCGAGCUGCUGGCCGAGAUGAUCUGGACCUCGAGACAGCAGGUGAACAACGUGGCCCGGAUUAACAGCAAAACUAUAGUCGAGCUGAGGCAGCCGCAUCUCAUUGAGAUGCUCGAGGACCUUGGGAAGCAGGUAACGAGUCUGCUCUCGACCCUCGUGACUUCGACCUUCGUGAUUGAGAAGCAACCUCCGCAGGUCAUGAAGACCAACACUCGCUUCACGGCCACGGUACGUCUCCUGGUUGGUGGGCAGCUCAACGUCUACAUGACCCCUCCUCGAGUCAGCGUAAUCAUAAUAUCGGAGCAGCAAGCACAGCAGCUGUUGAAAAGCGAGUGCACGGCCACUACCAGUCGCGGCAAGCCGCCGCAGGAGUGCGGAGACAUUCUGAACAACACUGGCACCAUGGAGUAUCAGCCGGCCAGCAGACAGCUCAGCGUGAGCUUCAGGAACAUGCAAUUACGCAAAAUUAAACGCGCUGAAAAGAAAGGAACAGAGAGCGUGAUGGAUGAGAAGCUGACACUGCUUUUCCAGUCAGAGUUCAACGUCGGUGGGGGCGAGCUCGUCUUCCAGGUGUGGACCCUGUCCUUGCCGGUGGUGGUAAUCGUGCAUGGCAACCAAGAGCCCCACGGCUGGGCCACGGUGACAUGGGACAACGCCUUCAGCCCGCCCGGCAGGGUGCCAUUCGCGGUACCUGACAAGGUGACCUGGGGCCAGCUGGCAGAGACCCUACGCAUCAAGUUUUUGUCAGCUACAGGUGGAGACCUGUCUGAGGAUAACCUUAGAUUUCUUGCAGAAAAGAUCUUUAGAUCAAACGUACCGUUAAGCGCUUUGGAACUGAACGGCAUGACAGUGUCGUGGACACAGUUCUGCAAGGACGCGUUGCCCGACAGGAACUUCACGUUCUGGGAGUGGUUCUAUAUGCUGUUGAAAAUGACCAGGGACUGUUCGCAACUGAGAGACAUGUGGCGUGAUCGCUUGAUAAUGGGCUUCAUCCAGAAGAAGCAAGCUGAAGACAUGCUGUCCAAAUGUCCACCAGGAACCUUCUUACUACGUUUCUCUGACUCAGAACUUGGUGGAAUCACCAUCGCUUGGACUGGAGAGGGAAAUGAAGUGUUCAGCCUGCAGCCAUUCACGUCGCGCGACCUGUCGCUGCGCUCUCUCGCUGACCGUAUCUCAGAUUUGGGGCAGCUUCAAUUCCUGUACCCCAGCACCCCCAAGGAUGACGUCUUCGCCAAAUUUUAUUCUAAGCAAGAGACCGCUUCAACUAACGGCUACGUACGCCCCGGACUAGUGACGACCCUGCCGCCGUACAUCAGUCCGUCGCCGGCGUACUCCGCACAUUCGCCAGACUCGCAUCGCAACACCCCUUCAGUUCAGAGCAGCUAUAUGUCGCCUACACCAAUGCAAGAGCAGACUUUCAUAGACGCCGAUAUCCUGGAUCAAAUCCGGGCUAUCAAUCCUGAGAACUUCGAUGAGUUCGACGACUUCUAUACUGGCACUACCAUGAACUUUGACUAAAGUGACACGACAGGAGUUUUCCCAGAUAUCUUAUAACUUGUACGUAGAGUAGUUUUUAUUGGCUCCAUAUGUCCGUUUUGUUUGAUUCUUGACAUUAUUCUAAUAAUAUCUCACCCUAAGUGUAAUAAGGCCACAAUUGACAACUUCAAGAAAGAGGUUUGAAGGUUCUAUGAACGAAAUGAAUGGAUACAUUUGUGUACUUUAAAUAGAACAGUUUAAAAAUUUAACAUAACGACACUAGAAGUAUCAAUUAACGUAAGGGACAUUUUGUCGAAAAUGAGUUACAUAUAUCAUUGGAUUCGGAAGUUCCCGCUCUAUCGAUUGGUAUUAUUAAAAUUUAGGAAUGCCUAGUGGUUUAAAAUGUCCCAUAUAUUAAAAAACAUUAAAAAAAGAUAUUUGGUUGUGCUUUACGUUACGUCGAGCAUUGUGUAAGCA
Hyposmocoma kahamanoa is the source of this 2763-nucleotide messenger RNA. It is a transcript of the gene Stat92E, whose product is annotated as signal transducer and activator of transcription 5B. The record is from RefSeq and is a predicted model, not a curated record. Lineage: Eukaryota; Metazoa; Arthropoda; Insecta; Lepidoptera; Cosmopterigidae. The transcript has 21 exons. Gene Ontology annotation, molecular function: RNA polymerase II cis-regulatory region sequence-specific DNA binding; DNA-binding transcription factor activity, RNA polymerase II-specific. Gene Ontology annotation, biological process: regulation of transcription by RNA polymerase II; regulation of cell population proliferation; cell surface receptor signaling pathway via JAK-STAT. Bases 1 to 2328 code for a protein of 775 amino acids.